AUCACACUAUCACGCCGCAUUCAAGUUGAUGGCGGGCACAAAGUUUGCAUACGUGCGCAAUUUCGAGCUCCCUGAUCCACUGUUACCGGACACCUAUCUGGUCUGUCGUCUCGAUGGCCACUCUUUCCACCGGUUCUCGGACGAGCAUGGCUUUUCCAAGCCCAACGAUGAGCGUGCGCUUCAACUCAUGGAUCACGCCGCAAAGAGCGCGAUGAUCGAGUUCAAAGACAUCAUGCUCGCAUUCGGUGAAUCCGACGAAUUCAGCUUUCUCUUCCGAAAGUCGACGAACCUUUAUAACCGACGACACUCAAAAAUACUCACUACUUUGACGUCUUACUUCACAUCAUGCUAUGUGCUUAACUGGUCGCAGUAUUUCCCAGACACGCCGCUACGAUAUCCACCGUCAUUCGACGGACGCAUUGUCGUGUAUCCGACUGAGCGUGCAAUUCGCGACUAUUUUUCAUGGCGACAAGCCGACACCCACAUAAACAAUUUAUACAAUACCACAUUUUGGGCUCUCAUACAGAAGGGAGGUCAGACCACUACGGAGGCCCAUGCCACGCUUAGGGGCACCGUUUCCGCGACUAAGCACGAGAUGCUUUUUUCCCGGUUCGGUAUCAACUAUAAUGAAAUAUCGCAGAGGUUCAAGAAGGGCAGCGUUAUAGUUCGAGAAAUCGUAGCCCCUGAAUCAUCGGACAAGGGAGAAUAUCUAGAACCCCCAACGCUUUUGACUCGCUCAGAGGUCAUUCAAGUACGCGACGAGACCCACGAGCACUCAGGAGCGUCUGGUCCACUGACAAACAUUCCCCCGCAUUCACAACCUACGAACGAAGAUAAUGAGACGCCACCAAUCAACCCUCCGCGUCAAAAACGCUCCAAAGCGAAGAAAAACAAACUGGAAACUACAGUAGAAGUACUGCAUUGCGGUAUCAUUGGCGAUGAAUUCUGGCUGGCUCGUCCGCAUUUACUGGAAAAUUAAUAGUGUCUGCACGACUCGGAGACUUGCCAUUGCCAUUGUCAACACUGGAGUCCGUUAAAAAGUAGCGGCAAUGACAAAAGUCACAAUACAGCUGCUUGAGAAACACGGACUGCGAGGUAGUAGGACUCCUACGAAAUGGCAUGAAGGGAGUUCAGGCGCAUUACAUGCAUCGCAGGUCUGUGGCUGCUCUCAGU
Molecule: messenger RNA, 1173 nt
Organism: Suillus subalutaceus
Lineage: Eukaryota; Fungi; Basidiomycota; Agaricomycetes; Boletales; Suillaceae
Product: Thg1 C terminal domain-containing protein
Exons: 6
Coding region: 29-979 (316 amino acids)
Biological process (GO): tRNA modification
Molecular function (GO): magnesium ion binding; tRNA guanylyltransferase activity
Source: RefSeq, a predicted model, not a curated record